AUGAAAAAAUAGCUGCAGAGGCAAGGCUCAAAGGACUUGACUCAGUACCAGGAGGAGUAAGAUAAUGAAGAAACCGAUUGUAAAGUAUCAAUGGAGGAAUAAAUCAAGACCCUGCCUUAUGAGAUUGUCAAUAAUACCAGAGGAAUACCUCUACAAUAGGACUAUACUUUUAAAUUGAUAGUGAUUGGGAAUUCAGGCGUGGGAAAAUCUUGUAUAAUGACCCGAUUUCUAAGAAAUGAGUUUAGAGAUGAUCAUGAAGUUACUCUGGGAGUGGAAUUCGGUUCAUUAUUCAUUAAGAUGGAAGAGACUUUAUUUAAGAUGCAGAUAUGGGACACAGCAGGCUAGGAGUCAUUUCAAAGUAUUACAAAAACAUUUUAUAGAGGGGCACACGCUAUUUUGCUGACGUAUAGUAUCGCUAGCAAGCAGAGCUUUGAGAAUUUGGAUUACUGGUAUAAUGAAAUCAAGUCUUAGAGUGAAGCUGAUGCUUUGAUAAUCUUAAUUGGCAACUAAAGUGAUAGAGAAGAGGCAAGAGAAGUAUCAUUUGAAGAAGGGUUGAAAUAUAAAACCCAACAUGACAUUGACAUAUUUAUUGAGACUUCAGCAAAGACUGGAAAUAAUGUUAAGGACACUUUUAUAAACACUGCCAAAAUGCUGUAUGUGCACCACAAAUAAAAGAUACAGAAAAGCAAAGCUAAUUUGAUUGAAAAGAUUCAGCGUCGUAGAUUAAAGCGCACCUUAUCUCAGAAUGAACGUAAUAAAACAUGUGCUUGUUGA
This is a messenger RNA of Stylonychia lemnae, 774 nucleotides long. The record is from the annotation of a GenBank genome assembly. Lineage: Eukaryota; Ciliophora; Spirotrichea; Sporadotrichida; Oxytrichidae.